AUGUACGGGAUUGCACGAAUCAACUUCUGUCCUCGUUACUUCGCCCAAGGUGAUUUAAGCGAUGUGAUCAAGAACGGAAACGACAAGAGCCUUGGGCCUCUGUGGUACGCGAAUCUCGAUAACUACCUACCCAACAAAGCCAGGACAUGGAUCCAUGAGCUUUUACACAUUGACUGGGUGUCCAAAGCCAAUCAGUACGGCUCCAAUACCCACGUUACAGACCUCAAGAUGUGGGUACCAAAGGAAGGGGAGUCUCCACCUGCCUACCAGCUUCUGCAGAUCUACAGCCCGAAGAUGGCAAAGACUCUUGCGAGAUACAAAUACAACACAGGCCAUUGGAUCGCCCAGAGCUGCGAGAAUCUGACGUUGUAUGCCAUGGCAAGAUAUGUGCAAAAGGCGCUAGGAAAUGUUUAUCCUCACCUACCUCUCGCCCCAGAACCCCCCUCGAGCCCACCCACGGAAGGAGUCGAACCCGCGUUUACAGUUGGUGAUCUUUUUACCAUGCAUUCCGACGGAACGGUCACCAUCAUUAAUUCCACCGCUGUGGGUGAUCUGACAUGGGACCCCCAGUGUCCCUCUGGCGAGGAGAUAGAAGCGGGUGCUGAUGCCGAAGAGCUCUUCCUCGGAGCUGAUGUCGUAACUGAGGCCGAUUUGCCGCAGGAGUACUUGAAAAAAUACAGAACCUGGGCUGGUACAGAAAUUGGUGACAAGUUGACCUUCAAAGGUGUAGCUCCAGGUCAGGCGGUCAAGCCAGGGACCAAGCUACGCAUUCUCGGCGUGGGAGACUCCAUCACUGUUGGAUUCCUCAGCGAGAGGGAUGGAGGCGACGGUAACGGCUACAGACUAAAGCUGCAACAAGACUUGUCAAAGGAUGAAGUUGUCUUCGUGGGGACUGAGUCUGCUGGAGGCACGAUGUCUGGUGGAUAUUUUGCUGCAUGGUCAGGCCAGACGAUCCAGUACAUCUCGGAACACGUUAGCAGCUCAUUAGAGCAACGGCCGAAUAUUAUCCUUGUGCACGCCGGCACAAACGACAUGAAUCCUAACCUUAAUAUUGCUAAGCAAGGCAAUGAUCCGAGCAGAGCGGCUAGUCGGCUUGGCAAGCUUAUCGAUCAGAUUGUGGACGCUUGCCCGGACGCCGUCGUCCUUGUGGCUAUGAUCAUCAGUACUUGUGAAGAAGCCCAGCAGGUGAAUACAGCUCAGUACCAGGCUCUCAUUCCGGGCAUCGUGCAGUCUCGUCGAGCCAUUGGCAAGCACGUUCUCGCGGUCGAUUUCACUACUUUCCCUACAGGAUCUCUUCGGGACUGCAUUCACCCAACAAAUCAAGGCUACCGGGACUUUGGCGAUUACUGGUAUGACUUCAUCUCUCAGAUCCCUUCCGAUUGGAUCCGCCAACCUGUGGGCGACGACCCAGACCAACCGACACUACCCGGCAUCGAUGCGAACGGCGGCUUAGAUGGGGCUAUCCCGUCUCCGAGCUGGGGAAUCAACCCGAUCCAGGUGAGCUCGAGAAGCAGCGUUCGGACGGCUGCUCUUCUCGGCGGGAGCGGCGGGGAGCGCACUUGCAAGGGCGGGCCAGUGUGGCGAGCCACAGGCAUGAUCGCAUCCGGCUUUGGAAAAGCUGGCGGCUGGCAAUAUCGCAAAAACUGGAUCGAAGCGGGCAAAGUCGCUGAUGGACUCAAAUUAGACUCCAAAUUCGUUCGACUGCAUGAUAUGAAUGGAGAUGGGAAAGCAGACUACAUAUGGCUCAAUCCUGAAAAUGGAGAGAUACGAUGUUGGAUCAACAACCUUCCCGCCCCGUGGUCUCCAGCAGGGACGAACAAUAGCAUCAUCGGCAGUGGUGCCGGUGUUGCAGAGUCUGUUUUCUUGGCGGAUAUGAACGGUGAUGGCCUCGAGGAUUACAUGAUCGUCAACCCGCAAAAUGGAGCAGUGAAGAUCUGGUGGAACUAUGGAGCAGACGAGUCCUGGGUCAAUGGAUGGAAGUUUAUUGACGGAGGUCAAAUAGCAUCUGGUGUUCCUCAUGCUAACUGGGCCACACUCCGAUUCCCGGACAUCAACGGCGAUGGUCGCGCGGACUACGUGUAUAUUGGAGCUGCUGGGUCUCUCUCCCAUUGGAUGAACACAGGGACUGCAGGAGGGCAAGAUGUGGUCUUCUAUUUUCAAGGGGGCAUUGCUACUGGUGGCACAUCUGAUAUCUCAAAUCUUGUGUUCGCCGACGUGGAUGGCGAUGGCCGCGACGACUACCUCAUUCGGGACGCCCAGGCAGGUCUCACAGGCUUUUUGAACCAGCCAACCAGAAGAGAAGGAGUGCCACUUUACGUCAAUCAGGGGCAGGCGAAAACGAUUGCAGAUGGUAUCACGCAAGAUCCGAAGAACAUUAGACUGGCUGACAUGGAUGGAGACGGCAAAGAUGACUACGCAUACAUUGACGACAACGGGGCUAUCUGGCUGUGGUAUAAUCAGGGUGAUGCCGACACAUCCAUGGCCAUCGAUGGCAUUCGAUUUGCCGAUAUUGACGGCGAUGGGAUUGAAGACUAUGUUUGGCUUCAUCCAGACACCGGGGCACCGACCGUUUUCUUGAAUAAGGGUCCCAAUGAUGAUGAUGCUCUGGGGUGGUUAUGGAGUCCAGUCAACAAUGGAAAUCCAAUCGCGUCAGGAGCUGGUCCAGGAAACACUGUUCACUUGGAGACAUUAAUGGGCAAGUUUUGUGCUUCCUUGUGUUUAAUUGCAAUACGGCUAUGGUAUUCAAGAGAACUACACGCGUAUUUGAACAAGGGGCCCGAUGAAUCCAAGGCAGAGAAGUGGCUUUGGGACCCUGUCGGAUCGAUCGCCACCGGCCUGGGACCCGGCGCGAAUGUGCGCUUCGCUGAUAUCGAUGGCGACGGCUAUGAUGAUUACAUAUUUCUCAAGUCGAAUGGUGGAAUAACAAUUUACAGAAACGUCUGGGAAACUAACAAGCCGCCAUCAAGUUGGAGACCACUGCCGGAGGCUGACGCUUCAGGUAUUGGGCAGAGACCUGAAGAAAUUGACUUUGUUGACAUUAAUGGUGAUGGAAAGGCCGACUAUGUCUGGACAUGUGCUCGCGAUGGCGCCGCUGGGGUCUGGCUCAACAAUUAUCCCAAUCAGCCGACCUGGCUCGAACAGCCUGAGAUCGCCGGCGGCGUCGGGGUGUCUGGAAGUGAUGUGAGGUACGCCAUCCUUCAGAACACAGGUCGGGCCAGCUACGUCGCCAUCGACCGCACAAAUGGCGCUAUUGCCGCCUGGCUGAACAGUUGUACCCAGCUCGGCGACCAUCCCCGUCCAAACGUCGUCUUCAUUGGCCUCAGGGAGACGUUCACUGAGUCGGUUUUGGCUCGUUCUUGGAUCAUUUACGAGUCCGCAACAGGGAGCACUAUUGAUAUCUGUGAUGAUGAGCCCAAGGGUGCCUUCGCGGCGGCCACCACUUCAUCGAACCCAAAAUUCCCCACGAAUCUCGGCGAGUUUGAUGUUCAUGGUGUCGAAGGAUGUGUGUACUCUGGUUCCCAGGAUGAGCCAGGUAAGAUGCAGUGCCCGGGCGUUAGCGGCAUUCGAUGCCGCCAGGAUUCUCAGUAUGACGAGGUGUUUCAUUGCGGCUUGUCAAAUUAUAAGCCAAGGAUUAGGUGCACUUGGUAG
Colletotrichum abscissum is the source of this 3648-nucleotide messenger RNA. RefSeq lists its product as uncharacterized. The record is from RefSeq and is a predicted model, not a curated record. Bases 1 to 3648 code for a protein of 1215 amino acids. NCBI's taxonomy places the organism in Eukaryota, Fungi, Ascomycota, Sordariomycetes, Glomerellales, Glomerellaceae. The transcript is spliced from 14 exons. Gene Ontology annotation, molecular function: phosphatidylcholine lysophospholipase A1 activity.